Messenger RNA from Hydractinia symbiolongicarpus, 2041 nucleotides. RefSeq names its product neuropeptides B/W receptor type 1-like. NCBI's taxonomy places the organism in Eukaryota, Metazoa, Cnidaria, Hydrozoa, Anthoathecata, Hydractiniidae. The record is from RefSeq and is a predicted model, not a curated record. Gene Ontology annotation, biological process: G protein-coupled receptor signaling pathway. The transcript has 2 exons. Gene Ontology annotation, molecular function: G protein-coupled receptor activity. Gene Ontology annotation, cellular component: membrane. The coding region runs from base 264 to 1400 and encodes 378 amino acids.
AUAAUUAUAUUAACUUAAACGGAAUAACAAAUAUAUCAAACCAUGGAAACAUAAAAGGCAAAAUUAAACCAGCAGGUGGUCAUAAAGUAAGAUUAGCAAAAACAAAUAUGCAUGUAUAUACAUAUAUAAAUGAAAACAAUUACAUCAAACGCACUGAAGCCAACUGUUGCAACAUGUGCAACAUGUCUUAGAUUUACUGACUGUAAACAACUCACAAGGGACAAACAAAAAGAAGAAAUCCGAAGUAAACCAACCUGUUAAAGAUGGACACAUCGACAAACCAUUCGCUUUUAUGCAACUACACAAGUUUGAUAAACAGUACAGUAACGAAUUGUACAAAUGAAACGGAAAGUGGACGUAAACUGAAUGCGAAUAUGCAACUUUCUGUUGGUGCCAAAGUUUCCAUGUACAUAUGUUUUGGAUUGAUAUUUCUGCUUGGUACAACUGGAAAUACAAUCGUCAUUUACAUUGUUGGAAUAAAACACAAAAUUGUGAGAAACUUUGACUUACAUAUUAUAUCAUUGUCAUUGGCCGAUUUACUCGCUUCAAUAUCUUUACCUAUUCUUACAAUCCAUGACCUAUUGACAAACUUGGAAGCGUGGCAUCUUGGUAUUAUGGGAUGUAAGAUUCUACCUCCUAUGAAUCAUGUCACGAUUCUUGUGUCAGCAUUUAUGUUGGUUAUUAUAUCGAUAUCAAGACUACGGGUGAUUGCAAGCACAAAAACCAUCCGUCAAUCAAAAACAAGAUCACUCAUCGAGAUUGGAGGUGCAUGGCUGUUGGCCCUCUGCAUUGUUUCCCCGUUUGCAUACAAACACACAUACGUUCUUAAAUAUGAUAUAUGCUACGAUGCGUGGCACACAACGGACGGAUUUUUGGAUCGCCUCAGAAGGCUAAUUUAUUACAGUGUGUACGAAGGCUUUGGGUGCUUCAUACCAAUGAUUAUUAUGGGUAUUGUUUACACCAAAUCUGUCAUCAUACUAAACAAUCGACAAGUACCAGGAAACAACAAAACACUAGAAGUGAAACGAAAGAAACAAAACAAACGGAUCAUAAAAAUGUUUGGAACUAUUGUUUUUGUAUUUUUAGCCUUGACGACACCAUACAUGAUCAAUGUUAUCAUUGUGGUGUACUACCAAGCAUACAGAAUGAAAAAGUAUUUAGAAAACACCGAAUUUUUCUUUAAUCUUAACUAUGGACUGUUCACGUUAUCUGCAUUCAAUAGUUGCAUAAAUCCAUUCAUCUAUGCCAGAAUGCACCAUAGCAUGAAGAAGUCAUUCAAUAAACAUGUUAGCACCAUUUGGAAGACAACCAAAAAGAGUGUAUCAGAGAUUUCAGUCACAAGUAAAAGUCAGAUGAGGGGGAGGACAUUCACAAACAUAACAGUCACUGAUGAUGAAUAAGCAUAAAUCAAAGAAGUUGUAAUAAAAAGGCAACAUGUAGAAAACUGAUAUCAAAAAUACUUGAUCACCAAAAGAGAGAACAUAUGUUUAAAAUCACAAGUUAACAUAAAAAAAGUAAAUAAUUUAAUAUUUUGAACUAUUGCUGUAAAAGCGGCAUAAUUCAGCGACUCUCUUAAAAAGAAAACAAAGAUAUAACAACUUUGUUGCAUGCACAGAAGUUUUCUGGCUUUGUGGGUACUGAUCCGUCUCUAUGAUGUAAACAAAACUGGUAUUUCAUAGCGAUAAAAACUUGAAUACGAAUUUCUUUUACGGAGUAGCACAGGCCAAAUUUCGGGUCUUCAAAAUCAACUCUUACAUUGUAAACUCUCAAUUAGGAGCUCUGCCUUUAAACCAAAGGCAACCAACUAUCUACAGCAGCAGAGUAUGGACUGCAAGCUUCUUGCUUCAAGAGAAAUUGUAGUGUUCUUUCUUGAGAUCCAUUAUGCUCAGUUACUGUUGAAAUAUGUUUGUGUUGGAAGGUGACUUGUGGAACAAGUUGAAAGUCGCUUUCAGAAUAUUGAUUUUUUAUAAGUUCUUUUUUUUGUGUUCAAUGAUGUAUAUGUAUGUGUAACUUGUUAUGAAAUAUAUAUUAAAGAAAUAAA